GAAAAACGUGGAACAAGUACAUUACGCUGAAAGAAAAGUACGAUGCUAUGAUAAAGGAAAAACGUUCUAAAGGUAUUCAAUGCAGUAUACUUUUAGACAAUGACGACCAACAUAAAGGCAAAAUAUCAAGAACAGCAACUAUGUUUGACUCUGAGCCUGAAACCGGCGGUGAUGACACUGAUACAACGGGAGACGAAACCACAUGCACAGAAGAUGAAAAACAGGAAACAGGAAAUGACGCUCUUCAUUCCGAAGAGGAUAUGGAAUCUGACCAAGAGAGCGAUGCUAAAAAUAGGGAUUCCCUUGGCAGUGAAAAUUUCAUACCCAAAGUUUAAAGACGGUCAGGCCACUGUGAGAGAUGUCAAAAAAAACCAAAAUUUUGAAUACGUUGACGACAUCUACCAAACAUUUGUUCGGGCGUAUUCACAAAAACAACUUGCAGAAGCAUGCGUUGCACUAGAUGCCAUGACACCAGAACCGAUGAACACCAUGUUCGAAAAUAAAGAAGAGAGAAUGUUGGCUGUGGAAAAACAAAAGGCUAGAAGAAGCCUUGUUGUUGAAAACGUACCAUCAACAACACCAAUUUCAGUAGUUCUUGCACAAGAAGAGGCUGCAAAAAUUGCUAAGUCAGCUAAAAGAGCUCCUCCGAGAUGCGCAGUUUGCAAGAACCCGAUGAAAGGGCACAAAAAGAUAAAAGACUGCCCGAAAAAUCAGAAGCCGUCCCAGUAG
Messenger RNA from Dendronephthya gigantea, 729 nucleotides. RefSeq lists its product as uncharacterized. The transcript has 5 exons. NCBI's taxonomy places the organism in Eukaryota, Metazoa, Cnidaria, Anthozoa, Malacalcyonacea, Nephtheidae. The coding region runs from base 100 to 729 and encodes 209 amino acids. The record is from RefSeq and is a predicted model, not a curated record.